AUGGCCAUGAUGUGCCUCCGGCGUUACUGGGGCUCGGAUAUAACAGUGAUCGCAUGCAACCUCCUUGAAAAAGGAAUCGCCAUAAAGACAUUGCUACCAAUGCUUCCCCGUUUCAGGCCUGUUUAUGCCGACUACAUCGUGUAUGAGCAACACUGUCACAAGUUCAUGAACCAGCCUCGCGCAAGAGCAGCCCUUCUUCAUGACUUAUUUGAUGAUGAGCUGUCGGACGAGGAGGUAGAUUUCAUGUGUGGGACAUAUUAUGUGCAUAACAAUGACGGGAAUGUGGAAAUUGUCUCUUGGUGGCCUAGACCCCAGGCGUGGGCUGCCUCAGGGCUGAAUGUGGGGUUCUGGUCCAGUCGAUGUGAAUCUUGGUUCUAG
Molecule: messenger RNA, 378 nt
Organism: Suillus subalutaceus
Lineage: Eukaryota; Fungi; Basidiomycota; Agaricomycetes; Boletales; Suillaceae
Exons: 4
Coding region: 1-378 (125 amino acids)
Source: RefSeq, a predicted model, not a curated record